Messenger RNA from Eutrema salsugineum, 1554 nucleotides. RefSeq lists its product as uncharacterized. The transcript is spliced from 5 exons. NCBI's taxonomy places the organism in Eukaryota, Viridiplantae, Streptophyta, Magnoliopsida, Brassicales, Brassicaceae. Bases 1 to 1554 code for a protein of 517 amino acids. The record is from RefSeq and is a predicted model, not a curated record.
AUGCCUUUUGGAUUAAUCAAUGCCUCUAACACGUUUAUGAGGCUAAUGAACCAUGUUCUUAGGGCUUAUAUAGGUCAUUUUGUUGUGGUAUACUUUGAUGAUAUCUUGAUUUACAGCAAAAGUUUAGAAGAGCAUGUAGAACAUCUUAGGAAGGUCUUAGAAGUGCUUAGGAAGGAAACCUUGUAUGCUAAUCUAAAGAAAUGCACUUUUGGAACAGAUAAUCUUGUCUUUUUAGGAUUUGUUGUGAGUGCAGAUGGAAUCAAGGUUGACGAGGAAAAGGUUAAAGCCAUCAAAGAUUGGCCAAGUCUAAAAUCUGUUGGAGAAGUGAGAAGUUUUCAUGGACUUGCGGGGUUCUAUAGGAGAAUUGGUAUUGGUGCUGUUCGUAUGCAGGAGAAAAGGCCUAUUGCAUUCUUUAGUGAGAAACUUGGAGGAGCUACAUUGAAUUAUCCUACAUAUGACAAGGAGCUUUAUGCGCUUGUGAGAGCUCUCCAAACAUGGCAACAUUAUCUCUGGCCUAAGGAGUUUGCCAUUCACACUGAUCACAAGUAUGUUCUCUUGAACUCUCUAGAGACUAAGCUACUCGGUUUCGAACAUAUCAAGAGUCUCUAUCCUACUGAUGCUGACUUUAAAGAUAUAUACGCUUCGUGUGAGAAGUUUGGAAGUGGAAAAUACUAUAGGGUUGAUGACUUUCUAUUCUAUGAAAGUCGUUUAUGUGUGCCUAACUCUUCUAUUAGAGAUCUCUUUGUCAAAGAAGCUCACGCAGGUGGACUAAUGGGUCAUUUUAGCGUUGCCAAAACUCUGAGUACAGUCCAAGAGCACUUUUAUUGGCCACAUAUGAAGAAAGAUAUCGAAAAAGCAUGUGAAAGUUGUGUUAUUGCAAGCAAGCUAAGGCUAAGAAACAACCCCACGGGGUUCAACCCCAUCUCACCUUUGGAUCUAAUGCCUUUACCUUUGAGUGAAAAAGUUAGUUUGGAUGGAAAGAAAAAGGCAGAACUUGUAAAGCAGAUCCAUGAAAAGGCAUGUAUCAACAUUGACAACAAGACAAAAUACUAUACCAAGCACGCCAACAAAGGCAGAAAGGAAGUGGUCUUUGAAGAAGGAGACAUGGUGUGGAUUUAUCUAAGGAAAGACAGAUUUCCCAAUGAAAGGAAGUAUAAGCUCAUGCCACGAAUUGAUGGGCCAUUCAAGAUCAUCAAGAAAAUCAAUAACAAUGCCUACCAGCUGAAUCUUCAAGAAGAUACAGAUUUGAGGUCAAAUCCUUUUCAAGUGGGAGAGGAAAAUAUGAUCAUGGCCGGCCUUGGAACUGAAGAAGCUAAUCGAGAAGAGGGAGAGCUUGAACCAGAGGUUACCGAAGCUAAAGAGGGAGACAAGGAGCAGCUGGAACCUGAGGAAGUAAAUGGAGAAGAAGAUCAUGACUUAUACCUUCCUCCCGGCCCAAUGACAAGAUCAAAGGCAAUAAAAUUCAAGCAAGCAUUUCACAAGCUACUACACUCUAUUCAGGGCAAUCUUAAGUGUGCUAAUCCAACUACACUGAUUGUGAUCCAAACCACUUAA